GUGUUUGUGACCACCGUGUGGCAUUUUGAGCCCUACAUGGUGCCCUUAGGGUUGUUGAUGCUCUUUGUGUACAACAUCUCCCUGAGCAGUCCUGACAAAGCCGUAAUCAUACAAGACCCCCAGGACUACAUUAUUGUAGAAGAGGACGAGGAUGAUGAUGACAAGGAGUCUGAAAAAAAGGGUUUAAUAGAAAGAAUUCACAUGGUCCAAGACAUUGUUAUAACAGUCCAAACACUUUUGGAGGAAAUAGCAUCUUUUGCAGAAAGGAUAAAAAAUACGUUCAACUGGACUGUCCCUUUCCUGUCUGCUCUGGCUUGCUUGGUGCUGACGAUAGCAAUGAUCGUGCUGUAUUACAUACCAUUACGGUACCUUGUUUUAAUAUGGGGUAAGUCUAUUCCUCAUGCCAUUUCCUUUCAUGGAUUCUACUAUAUGCAUUUCUAUAACAGUCUGUGGAGACAUCCCUGUAGUCCUGGACUUACAAUCAUUUGUUUAGCAACCAUUCAGAGAUACAGCAGCACUGAAAAAAGAGAGACUUAUGACUGGUCCUUGCAUUUAUGACUGUUGUAGCAUCCCCACAGUCCCAUGAUCAAAAAUCUGGGCUCUUGGCAACCAGUAUGUAUUUACAGCAACUGCAGGGUCCUGGGGUCAUGGGAGUGCCGUUCGUGACUUUCCCAGCAAAGUCAAUGGGGAGAAAGCUAGAUUUGCUUACCUGAUCCCCGUGUAUUAGUGAAUUGCAAUGAUUUCCUUAACAACAAUGGCCCAAAAGGUCAUAAAAUAGAAUUACAGUAGUGCAAAGCCUGAACUAAGGGUUCAACCGCCAAAUUUUCCCUCCCUUCUCAUUGCUUUGUCUCUCAUUGUCCAAUGAAUUUUUAAAAGAGAUGUUUUGGAAACACUCACUCUACGUCUUGUCAUUCUUCUGCUAGAGAAAUGACCUUGAAGACUUUGACGGUUCUCACAGUUCAGUUCCCCUUUCCCCCAAGCCCUCACCCUCCUUUCCAGCCCCCAACCCCAGGAUUUAUGGCAGACUGGCAGUGAAGUGGCAGUUCUGAUAGUAGGAGGAAGCAAUAUUAGGUCUCUUCACUG
Molecule: messenger RNA, 1083 nt
Organism: Thamnophis sirtalis
Lineage: Eukaryota; Metazoa; Chordata; Lepidosauria; Squamata; Natricidae
Source: RefSeq, a predicted model, not a curated record